Messenger RNA from Pediculus humanus corporis (human body louse), 555 nucleotides. RefSeq lists its product as uncharacterized. The record is from RefSeq and is a predicted model, not a curated record. The transcript has 5 exons. NCBI's taxonomy places the organism in Eukaryota, Metazoa, Arthropoda, Insecta, Psocodea, Pediculidae. The coding region runs from base 1 to 555 and encodes 184 amino acids.
AUGCCUUUUAUUGACGAUGAUCUCCUCUGGUCGCCAGAAGCCGAAACGAAAAUUGAUAAUUUAAAUCUAAAUCAAUGUUUGGAAACGACAAAUCAACAGCAGGAACCUCCCGAAUUAAGUCAAUCAGAUCUCACGGGACUCGUUUCCAGUCUGGAGUCCAGUUUAAGCGAGGUUGAUGUUGAAUUAUUUAAUCAAUUGGGUUGCUCGUUGGAACUCGACACGUUUCUCACGGAUUUUGCCGGAGUCGAAGUAAAAGAGGAGAAUAAUAAUGAUAUAGUAUCAGAUGUUUCCAGCACAACCACAUCGAAUAAUAAAAAUAUUUUAACGACACAACAAGCAUUAAACGAAUUGCGACAAAGAAAUGCAAAAUUUAACAUCGCCGCAGCUAAUCCUUUACUCGCAGAAAAAUUAUCAUCUCCUUCAUCAAUUGUUUCCGGAAGUUUGGGAAACAACAACGGAAACUACAACGGUGGUCACGAUACCAGUGCCUCAUCUGGGGCUCAUACAAGGACUCAUGGAAUGCGUCCAGCUGUUAAAGGAAAGAAAAAACUUUGA